Messenger RNA from Plutella xylostella (diamondback moth), 1035 nucleotides. Lineage: Eukaryota; Metazoa; Arthropoda; Insecta; Lepidoptera; Plutellidae. The record is from RefSeq and is a predicted model, not a curated record.
ACAAACAGUUUCUUCGUACAAAAAUAUAAUAAAGAAAAUGACCCAAUCGCCUAAGAAAUAUGUCUCACAUUAUACUAGUUCAACUAAAAAUAGGGGCGUUCAGGCAAAAGAGAUUGAACUGGCCAGUACUCACCUAAUCGACAUGAACUCUACACAGCGGACUGAAAGUUUCACAGCUUCAAUGGGAGAUCACGCGCCUUUGGAGAGAGCCGUUGUACCUGACGUAGAAAAUCCAUCUCCGACAGAUACUGCGCGCGGCACUGACGAGUCUGGGUCAUUUAUUCAAGUAGUUGUCCACAAGCAUCAUCAGAAGAAGGAGUCGCAGCCCGCGGCCGCGCAGACCUCGCCGCGGCUACCCGCAGCCUCCAGCCCCAUCACUAAGAUGGAGCAUCCUUCCAAGGAUCCGCAGGUGCUAGCGGGAUGCGGCGAUGGGCCGGCGCCAGGGCCGCCCCCCGCCCCCGGUGUGUACAUGUUGCCGCCCCCUCUGCUCCUCACCUACCCUGGCAUGGCCCAGCAGCUGGACGGGCGUGAUGGCUACUCUUGGUAUCCCGGGCGGCGCACGCUGGUGGAGGUGUCCACGAGUGCACAGAGCUCGACCUCGUUCAAGAAGCAUGUCCGGGCGGCGCGCCCUGUCGCCCCCACCCGCAAGGCGAAGGUGCCGCCCCCUACCGGACGCGCCGCGGGGGGCGCUGGCGGUGACAUGGAGGAUGACGGCCCUGUGGUGAUUUUUUAUUUCAUAUCGAAUACCGCUUACUUUAUAAUUCCUUAUAUUCGGUUUGAUUAAAUAUCUUUGUUUCAUGCAGGGGAAUAAAAAAUCCUUUUGGGAUAAAUUUAAUCUGAAUGAUGAGAAAAUCGACAUUGAUGAAGACAUGGGGCCGGAGCGAGUAGAAGUGUUCUACUUCGAUCAGGGCGGGUCGGAGUACCUGUGCUCGCGCGGGGGCGGCGGCGGCGCGCUGGCGCAGUGGGCGCGCCGGGCGCUGCGCCGCGCCGACCGCUGCUUCGCGGAGCUGCUGGCCGUGCCCACCUGCCUCGCGC